Coccinella septempunctata (seven-spotted ladybird) is the source of this 1097-nucleotide messenger RNA. RefSeq names its product tRNA-splicing endonuclease subunit Sen2 (gene Tsen2). Gene Ontology annotation, cellular component: tRNA-intron endonuclease complex. NCBI's taxonomy places the organism in Eukaryota, Metazoa, Arthropoda, Insecta, Coleoptera, Coccinellidae. Gene Ontology annotation, molecular function: tRNA-intron lyase activity; nucleic acid binding. The record is from RefSeq and is a predicted model, not a curated record. The transcript is spliced from 4 exons. Gene Ontology annotation, biological process: tRNA splicing, via endonucleolytic cleavage and ligation; tRNA-type intron splice site recognition and cleavage. The coding region runs from base 162 to 1037 and encodes 291 amino acids.
UAAUAUUCUGUGGUUUUGAGCUGAGUCCAAUACCGAGGAAACACAGUUUGUUAGGUCUAUGCUCUAACCACAAAUAAUUCGUAGUUAACCACGUGAAUAAGCAUAAAAUUCAAUUCGAUUUCAAGUGAACGACAGAGCCUCCAUUAUCAAAGGGAAAUAUCAUGGAUAUUUUAUCGCCCAGACCAAAAAGACUUUGCAGACUUCCGAAAUUCAAACCCUUGCCUAUAGUUAUGGAAUCAAACGGGGAAAUAUACAAAUAUCAGGGCUUUUUCGAUGGGUUCACCGUGAGAAUCCCUGAAAAACAGGAUAAGAAAAGUAUCGUCUCGAUGGGUUGCUUUGGAAAGGGCAGUUUAUCCAAGAGUUUUCCCACAUUUGACGGGUCAUCUGAAAAACCGGAAAUAAUCCGUCGAAGACAGAUGGAGAGAAGGAAGAAAUGGUCGGAAUCGAAUAAAACAGGGGAGAAGAGAAAAAUUAUUGUAUUACCAGACAGUGACGAUGAGAAUGAUUACUUCACGAAUUUACAAGCAACUUAUGACAUCGAUGAGUGUGGGGACAAGGAAACAACUAAUCUCAUGUUGGAAGAAGCGUUUUUCCUAAAAAACGCAAUAGGUUGUUUAGACGUACACCAUGAGGAUAAAAUUUUAGAUGACGAUAGAGCGUGGAAGUUAUUCAGUGAAAGUGACCCUUUUUUUCAACGGAAUUACGCUGUUUAUUAUCAUUUUAGGAGCAAAAAUUGGGUGGUCAAACCUGGUAUCAAAUUUGGCGGAGAUUAUCUUCUCUACAAGGAGGGGCCACAGUUUUACCAUGCCUCGUAUGUUGUGAUGAUAAAAAAUCAAAUAAAUAACGAUCCUCUAAAUACUACUAGUUUGAUCGGUUUUCAGAGAAUGUGCGAAACGUCUGGAAAAGAACUACUCAUUUGCUCAGUUUCACUUCCAAGAGAAUUUAUAUCCCCUGAUGACCUUCCGAAUGUGACAAUUAAAGAAAUCCUGAUGAAAAGAUGGGUGUCGUCUCAAGAAAGAGAAGAAAACACUAUAUAAUUCAUUUUGAAUUCGAAAAUAAUCUGUGAAUUAAUAUAAUAAAGCAAAAUUUUAUCAUAA